This is a messenger RNA of Periconia digitata, 1162 nucleotides long. Lineage: Eukaryota; Fungi; Ascomycota; Dothideomycetes; Pleosporales; Periconiaceae. The record is from the annotation of a GenBank genome assembly.
CCAUGUUCGCCCCCAGCUCGAGCAAGAAGACCCGUAAACUGGCCUCAAGAUACAGGUCGAUUCGCUCCCCCAGUCUGAUCUUGCAUUUGGCAUUCUUUUCGAGUCUGUUUCUCCGUUGUCAGCCACUCGGAAUCGUAUCGAAUCGCAUCCUGGGACGUCUCUUCCCUCUGGGCUUCGGUCCAUGCGAGAUAGCAUAUGCAUGCGAAAUAGGACUGUAUGCGAGCGAUAUGGCAUUUCGGCCGCGAUUUCCCCGAGAGUACCACCUUUGCACCGUACCACAGCGCGUCUUGAGAAUCUUGCUCGUAUGAUCCGCAAUGUCCUGAAAUUAUCGUAGUGGUUCCUUGCCAUCUUGAACCGGUAAAAGAAAACAGCACCUUCAACAUGCUCAUCACAGCCUAAUCACCGCCUAAUCACCAUCUAGCGUGUUUCGCGCCUAAUUUUCGACUUUACGACACGCUGCAAGUUUGAGAAGCUCACAGAGCAUAAGCAUUGAGGAACUAGGAAGACACCAUCUUGCGCAGGUACAGCCAAGCCAACUUCCAACAUCAAUCUUCCUCGUCGACCGUACUUUUAUUUUCUUCUCUCAUAUACAGUGAAUGCAAUCUUCAAUACUAUCCAUACCAUUCACCCCCAACAACACCAUCCUACUUGAACAUCAAGAACCCAUCGCAGGCACACCAAACACUUUCCCCCAACCUCUUCCCUCUUUCCCGUGUAAUCAAGGUACCACAUCAAACCCCCCUCCCCACAUUCCACAUUCCCUAACUCAUUUCACCCAACCGCAUCCAAACAUACAUAUCCACACACACACACCCUCCUCCCAGCCACCCCCCAUAUUUAAUAAUCUACUUGUUUAUUUUGCACACUCAUUCGCCCCUGAAUCACUCCUCCAUCCCCCCCCCCCCCCCCACAUUCCGAAAUCCUGAAUUGAAACGCGACGUGCAUGCAUGCACGGUGGGUACCAGCUUACCACCCUCUCUUUCCCUUCCUCACACUCUCUCUCUUUCGCUUUCCCCCACUUUCCCUUUCUUUCCCCCUUGCAGACAUUCAAGUUUUUUUGCUCUUUUCUUUCUUUUUUCCUCGAGAGAGAGAAUGCUGAGAAACACAAAGGUAAGGUAAGUAAAGGUCUAGUUAGAUUCGCUGUGCUGCGCUGCGCUGCGCU